Messenger RNA from Exophiala mesophila, 2338 nucleotides. RefSeq lists its product as uncharacterized. Lineage: Eukaryota; Fungi; Ascomycota; Eurotiomycetes; Chaetothyriales; Herpotrichiellaceae. Gene Ontology annotation, biological process: polysaccharide catabolic process. The transcript is spliced from 4 exons. Gene Ontology annotation, molecular function: cellulase activity. Bases 524 to 1450 code for a protein of 308 amino acids. The record is from RefSeq and is a predicted model, not a curated record.
ACUCUUCUUACCUACUCCGCAGGCACCUAAGCCAACCCUCAUUAUUUCCAGGACUCGAGCCCAAGUGAAUGACCACCUGAUUUUACUCUUGGAGGCGCUGGGAGCACCUCGAUAGCACCCACAAAGCUUUCGCUCGGGCCUGUGUACCCUCGCUGCCUUGCUUCUUACUCCUCGAGUCCUUGAGUACUCACUCCCCUUCUCACACCAACGAGUCGAGUCACUUUGAUUCUUUCCUCCUUCCACCAACCUACUUCGUUCCUGCCUCCAUCUAAUCAACCUCUUCUCGAUCAACACCUUUCGAGACAACACUUCACAUAACUUUUCAGUCUUUCGUUUUUUCAUCGCUUCUUGUCCAUUUCUGUCAUCUUUCUCACUCUUUGGCUCCUGUUUCGGUCUUUUUGUCGUCGCCUUACGUGGACAAUCUUGAGCACAGCACAGAGAUCACCCUACCUUGCACUCAUUUGCGUGUGUGCUCCUUCGAUCUCUCACUCUUUCAUCCACACACGAACACACAACAGCCAACAUGGGGUUCCGAUCUCUGGUCAGCUUUGGGUUUCUGAUCCUCCCCAUAGCAGUCACCCUCAGUGUCUUGCUGGGGCUGCAAGCAUUCAGAGAAUCUCGUGGCAUGCCACCUCCAUUUGUGAGCCAUGCAAUUGAGAUGGCAACAUAUUGUCAACGCGCCUUUGGUAUUCAUCCUCCAACACAGGGCCUGGAAUACACAUUGAAUCCCAAUCAAUGGGGCGUAGCGGAGGAUUACAAUGGCCCGGGAGCUCUUUGUAUGAACGUUUCAACUUUUGCAAAUGCCACCUAUCCGACCAACACAACCGCCCCCGAGUGGUCCAUUACAUGGUCUUUCCCUCCUGGUCCAGAGACCCAACCCGUCCAUGCCUUCCCUAACAUCAAGCUGGACACUUCCAACACCUUCCCCGUACAAAUCUCCAAAGUGUCCGUCAUUGAUUUUGCGACCGAGUGGCACUAUGGCAUCGGCGACGACAAGCCCAACAACACCAAUGUUAACGACUUAAACUCAGUUGACCUCAAUUCCAACGUCGCUAUCGAUAUGUUCUUGGAUGCUGAUCCCACCAAGGCCACGAACUCUUCCAGCGCCAAAUACGAAGUCAUGGUCUGGUUUGCCGUUUUUGGUCCCGCCACCGAGCCUAUCGGUUUGAGACAGGGCUCACUCAAGACCGAGACUGUCAAUGGCACCACAUUUAAUCUCUACACCGGUGUCAACGGCGUAGGCCAAAGCGUCUUGUCUUGGGUCGCUCAAAGUACUGUGCAAGAGUUCGAAGGAGACCUGGGCCCGCUGCUUCAGGGCCUGACCGGCUUAGGAGGUCCAACCACUGAUGAUUAUCUCGGCUACCUUGCUUUUGGCUCCGAGGCUCUCAGUGCCAGCUCAAACGUCACCUUCUGGAACCCCGACCUUCGUUUACAGAUCCUCAGCACUUAGGAGACUUCGGAGCUGUGAAACCUUACUAAAUAAAGGCGCUUUCAGGCAUGAUACCUAUCGAAACUUACUGGAGCGGGCGCAAACAUCCAGUCAUCCAGCACUGGCGCAAGGUCAGUUGUUAGAUAACAAGCCCAGAUUUGUCAGCCCUAGUUCGCCGCAAGACCUUUGCCCUAGGGCAUCAUGGCAUGCACCCAGUGGACAUACACCUACACCCGCAGCAACACACAUGCGCCCUGUCCACAUCUCCAAUUAUACUGGGCGGCGGUGAGCAAGAUCGUCCAGUGCCUGUUUAUCUCGAAGUCAUAUCUUUGGCAGUGUGAAAUACAUACGACACGAUCAUGGAUAAAGCUGCGGGCGGCAGAAAAUGCAGCUUCAUUAACAGGGCCGGUAUGAGACAUGCGUCGGAAAUCUGACGCUGUAGUGUGCGUCGAACCAGUCAGAAGCAGAGAAAUGGAGAAUCACCAACCAUUGUGCCACCACCACUUUGUGCAUAGGACCAGCUCCCGCCACCAGAUCUUCGGCGUGCUGGAUAUUCAUUCCGGUGAAGGGAGAGGUUGUGCCUCCUGAAUUAUCCAGACACGUCAUCCACAGGCAUGUUGCAGGACCAUCCCCAUGCGUAAUUGGUAACGGACUUCUUGUCAAGUCGUUUUACCGGCAUGGAGCAGGGGCAUGAUGGCUUGGCAAGGCCGACAGGAUCAUCGUGUGGAGUUGGCCAAUGAAGCAGGCUUGGUAAUCUGGUUUUGGCUAGAGGAUGCAAAGGAGAAUAAUUAUAGCAUGAUAGUCACCGGCUAGUAAAUUGAUAGUUCCAAGUGUCAAGACCGCGCUCUGCUGCGCCAUGAUAUUUUAUCAUCAGAGAUGGCUACACUUUAGACUGCGUUCCAAUCCAUG